AUGAAACCUGCGCGUAUUCAAUACUUGCAUCAGGGUCGGAUUCUGACACGGUUCCGAGACUAUCACAGCGAGGCCAGGUAUUUCGGCAACGACCAAGGCGCUCCCGGCCUCGAAGAGCGCGAAAAUCGAGUCCACGGCUGCAAGGCGAGGAUGGUGCGAUUCGCGACUCCUGAAUCCCAACCGAGCCCCGGGAGUUCCUCGGUGGAGUCAGAACAAAGGAAUCCUGGGACGAAAAACGGGAAGGAGGAUUCCUCGAUGGAUGAGAGUAAUUACAUCACUGCCAAUUGCAAGGAGGAUGGGAAGGCCGUCAUACGCAUCGCCAAGGGGAGAGGCACUCGUGAGGAAGACUUCGCGUCUGAGACUUCGGACGACAAUCGGCUAUUUCAGAUGCUCCUCGAUGCUCUCCACAGAAAACAUGAAUCGUCGACGGUAAACGGAAUGGAGGUGAACGCGACGGCGUUAACGACGGACUUGGAAGUACCGGGGCAUUGGCUCCAGUACCCUCCUCCCUCAUCGCGGCAGUACUUCAUCUACGGGUUUCUCCUCUUCCUCGCCGGGUUAUUUGGCUUCGUCGGCAAUUCCGUCGUCAUUUGGAUCUUUCGCAAGUACGUUCACGUUCGCAAAGUCCACGUCACGUGA
Darwinula stevensoni is the source of this 639-nucleotide messenger RNA. The record is from the annotation of a GenBank genome assembly. NCBI's taxonomy places the organism in Eukaryota, Metazoa, Arthropoda, Ostracoda, Podocopida, Darwinulidae.